Messenger RNA from Sugiyamaella lignohabitans, 3117 nucleotides. RefSeq names its product ubiquitin-ubiquitin ligase HUL5 (gene HUL5). Gene Ontology annotation, biological process: protein polyubiquitination; ubiquitin-dependent protein catabolic process. The record is from RefSeq and is a predicted model, not a curated record. Bases 1 to 3117 code for a protein of 1038 amino acids. Gene Ontology annotation, molecular function: ubiquitin protein ligase activity. The transcript has a single exon. Lineage: Eukaryota; Fungi; Ascomycota; Dipodascomycetes; Dipodascales; Trichomonascaceae.
AUGAUGAACUUCAGUGGUCAAUAUCGUAAAACCAGAAACAUUAACCUUGGCGGUCGCAAUACUGGAACCGCGGGAUCCAGAGAAUCCCUUCUCCGCAAAGCUCAGCUUGACCGCCAACGCCGUGAACAGGCCAGAAAGGAAGAGAAGGCUGCUCUUCAUAUUCAAUCAUAUUACAGAGGAAAGAGAGAUUUAUGGAAUCAACGCAUCUUGAUAGCGAGCGAAUGGCAUGAGAAAUAUAUAGAGAAUGGGGGCCAACCAAUUUCCAACGACUAUGAGUUCAUCAAGUGCUUAAAUGAAUUUCAAUUUGCCUUGAGAUAUUUGAUUCAUCAAAGCAAUUUACUCGAUUACGUUAUAUCUUUGCAUCAGAUUGUGGCUAGCCAUGAAGUUUUGUUCAAAGACUUGCUAACUGAAGAAAAUGAUAGUUACCAGCAGUUUUUUGAGAGAUUUGAGGUAGCUAUUCUAAAUGCAUUGCUAAAUGGAAAGGACGUGCCAAAGAUUGGACCGGCACAUUUAGAGUCAUUAAAUAUUAUUUUGGCAGUUAAUAAGUAUGUUAACUUGUCGAGGCCGGAAAGAGUCGUGCCAUUAUUAUCACAAAUGGCGCAGGGUGUUCUUAGAGAAUUAUCAGGAAAUCGGUCCGCCAUUGAAGAAUAUGGGGUUGUUUUAACUGAAAUUCUCAAACCAUUUUGGACAAGUGUUCCUCAAUUACUGAUUGUCGAUGUCUUCUCUAUACCAAAUAUUUUUUCACUGAUUUCGCAAUCUAGUUUCAAGUCUGAUGGCAGCAUUUCUGAACUAACAUCUCCUAUGUUCAUGAAUUUGAGCGCACAAAUUAAUAGCCUAGAUUCUAAUCGCAAGUUAUGGCUUCUGGCAAACUCAUUAUCCUCAUUUAUAUCUGUAGAUUCAUCUCUAACACUUGGAGAUGUUGGUGUAAUAACUGCCUUACUACAGUAUCUCGAUGUAAAGAUUAUUGAGAGAACAGAUAUUGCAUAUUCAGAGUCCGAAACAAGUGACCAUGAGACUGUUAGGUCCGUCGAAGACAGUCCCCAGAAAAAAAUGACUUUUGCAUUUUCAUCUAGUUCAAUGCCUUUGCAUGUAAAGGCGAUUAAUUAUCUUUAUGAGCGGGAGUUUACUAAUAGUAUAUUUCAGCUGUUAAGUAAAAAUCUUUCAGCUUCAGCGAUUAACUUAAUCGCUACACUUUACGUUUAUUUAAUCAAGCUGUUUCCAAGACGGCGGAAGGAUCUGAUGCUUUAUCUCUCGUUGGUUACGUUAUCUAAUGGUGAAACAUCAUCUUCGGCUGUUCACGUUUUUUGGGAAUCUUUUAAGCAGUCUAAUUGUUACGAGGAAAUAAGUAACAAUGUUCUAUCGCAGACCAGGCUAGUAGAACUGUCCGGUGAUUUCUCCAGUUGGACCAAGCUCAUAUUGACUUUUGAACUUUACUCGUACUGGUUGAUUAUAGCUGAUGAUACAGAAUUCUGGGAGAAUGAACAGCAAGGAAUAUCUUUUAACGAGGUGCGUAGUAUGUCUAUAUUCUUGAAGAAUCUAUGUUAUUCGCUAAUUUGGAACUGGCCCAAAGUUGAAUCGGAGUCAAGGGUGUCCGAUGAAACCAGAGCUAUAGUCACAAAGCUAAAAGAUAUGUCUUUACUGGUUAUCCGUCAAAUAUAUACGAGGGACUCACGACGUCAAUUUCUUGGUAAGGACUUUUGGUUGAUGGGAAAUAAUGUCAUUGACAUGGAACAGUUCAUUCCUGCCGUGGUAGAAGAAGAAGAACGGCAACAAGAAGCGGCAUUACGGGCGGUUGAUGAUAGCGAAGAUGAAUCUGAUAUUCCAACAGCAAGGGGAAUUCUUAAGUCGUCUAUCGCUCCAAGAUUAGAAAUAUUGAAACAGGUUCCGUUUUUCAUGCCAUUUGAUCUGCGGGUCCAUGUAUUUCAAGCAUUUAUUGAACUAGAUAGAGUACGGACUCAACAGACAACGCCGUUAUCUAUGGACUUGUUUGGGAAUAUGCCUAGAAUCAAGGCCGACAUUCGACGAGAGAAUCUGUUUGAGGACGCUUAUCGCAACUUUGCGAGUGCUGGGCCCUCGUUCAAGUUCCCUAUCGGUGUUACGUUUCUUUCCCAAGGAAUGCCAGAGAGUGGUAUUGACGGGGGAGGUCUAACUAAGGAGUUUUUAACUUCCGUUUGUCAGGAAGGUUUUUAUGAAAAUGACUUAGACCUCUUUCAUAGCACGAAAGAUCACCUGCUAUAUCCAAACCCAGUAUUUGGUGUUUCCAGAAAGUUCAGUAACCUGUCAGACGAAGAACUGGAAUAUUCGCUGUCACGAAUUGAGUUUCUUGGACAAAUUGUAGGCAAAUGUUUGUACAGUGAGAUUCUUGUUGAUGUCGAGUUUGCACCUUUCUUUCUAUUGAAAUGGGCAGGGAAGGUGGCAAGAAAUUCUUUCGACGAUUUAUAUUCACUGGAUCCAGAGCUGUAUGAAAAUCUGGUAAAGGUGCACAAGUAUCCUGGAAAUGUGGAGGAAGAUUUGAAUUUAAAUUUUGUUACUGUGCAAGAAACUGGCCAUGGCGCUCAUCGUAGUAUUGAACUGAGGCCAAAUGGUGAAGAUACUCCGGUGACAAAUAGUAAUCGACUUGAAUACAUUCACUCGAUUGCUAAUUAUAAGCUUAACUCUGUUCUGGCCUUACAGACUAACAGGUUUUUAAGGGGUAUGAGUAAAGUAAUUUCUCUCAACUGGCUGAGUAUGUUUAAUGCAAAGGAAUUACAGAUGUUGAUUAGCGGCGGAAACUCUAAGAUAGAUCUCACUGACUUGAAAACAAACACAGUCUAUGGAGGAUACCUAGACCAUGAUCCGACAGUUGAAUACUUUUGGCAGGUGGUCGAAGAGUUGGACGACAGUGAUAAGCGAGAUUUCAUAAAGUUUGUCACGUCAGUUCCAAAAGCUCCCUUGUUGGGAUUCUCUCAGCUCAACCCUAAGUUUGCUAUCAGAAAUGCAGGCUCUGACAGAGAGAGACUGCCUACUUCGUCAACAUGUGUGAAUUUGCUUAAGCUCCCUGACUAUAAAAACAAACAGCUUUUGAAGGAAAAGCUAAUCUACGCUAUACGGUCGGGAGCUGGAUUUGACUUAUCAUAG